ACCCCCAAAUUCAUAUCAUAUAAGGCAAAUUUAGGACAUAUAAAGAUAGACAUAUAUCUAUAUAUAUAUAUACACAUAAUAGCCUUUUGAAUAAUUUUAUCGUGUGUAAUGGCACAGUGGGGAAUCAUGGAAGCAGAAGAAGGCUGGAGGAAGGGGCCAUGGACUGCCGAAGAAGAUCGACUUCUCGUCGAGUACGUAAAGCUUCACGGAGAAGGCCGAUGGAACAAUGUGGCUAGGCUUGCAGGUUUGAAGAGAAAUGGGAAGAGUUGUAGAUUGAGAUGGGUGAAUUACUUGCGACCCGAUCUUAAAAGGGGCCGGAUAACGCCUCAUGAAGAGAGCGUUAUCCUCGAGCUUCAUGCUAUAUGGGGAAACAGGUGGUCGACUAUUGCUAGAAGCCUUCCGGGAAGAACAGACAACGAGAUCAAGAACUAUUGGAGAACUCAUUUCAAGAAACGGGGGAAAUCCUCGUCCCAAAACGCUGAAAAAACACGCGCCCGUCUUCUCCGGAGGCAACAAUUCUUCCAGCAGCAGCGCCAACAAGAUCAACUAAACGCCGGCAAAACCGACCUCAGAAUGGCCGCGGCAGCAUUCAAGCAAGAGAUGGCGGCGUAUCCGGUUGUCGCGGACGAAGAAGCGAUGUUUUGCUCGACGGCGGCGAUCAAUGCGUACGCCGCCGCCGCUACUGUCGGUGAUCAGGCUGAGGACAUGAUCUUCAUGUGGGAUGGCCUUUGGAACUUAGAUGAUCAUCUCCAUGGAAGCAUCACAAACAAACUUGCUGAUUGUUACACCAAUUUCUACUGAGAUUUUUGCAACUUUUUUGAUUUUUUUUUUGCACCAGAAAGCUUCCACUUUUGUAGUUUGAACUAAAAAGAUUGAAAACCAAAGAAGGUUUUCAAGUAUUAGGAGAAAUAAAUAAUUCCAAGUGUUUUUAA
Andrographis paniculata is the source of this 932-nucleotide messenger RNA. RefSeq names its product MYB-like transcription factor EOBI. Gene Ontology annotation, cellular component: nucleus. Gene Ontology annotation, molecular function: sequence-specific DNA binding; DNA-binding transcription factor activity. The record is from RefSeq and is a predicted model, not a curated record. Gene Ontology annotation, biological process: regulation of DNA-templated transcription. The transcript is spliced from 3 exons. Bases 109 to 801 code for a protein of 230 amino acids. NCBI's taxonomy places the organism in Eukaryota, Viridiplantae, Streptophyta, Magnoliopsida, Lamiales, Acanthaceae.